GGUGCAUUUAGCAUUUUGCUACUAACUAAAGACAUCUUAACUCUAAAUUUUUGCUAUUCAUUACAAUCAAUAGUCUGCAGUCUAGAAUAUGUGAGCAACAACAAAUAAGAAACUACAGACACAUAGUAUUUACGCGAGCUUUCUUUUACAAGCUUCAAACUACACAAGUUGACUUGUUUAGAACUUAUAAUUGACGACAGCGCAUCACAUUUGGGCAACAAAGUUGAUUAUAUGUUCGUGUUGUUGUUGCACUAACCGGCAAAUAGUGCAAUUCAGCGAAAAUUGCACGCGCAACUGUGCCGUUCACUAGCCCUCGCCCAAGUUGCGGUCAAUGCCUUCUGCAGUCAUAUGCUCAGAGUACUUAUAAACAGUUUUUAAUGGAAUAUAAUCUAAAAAAUAUAUGUACUUAUAUACUCUCCGAAAUUUAUUGCAAACAAUUAUUUAAGGUGUCUUUUAAAAGUUUCUAUAAGUAGACUGCAUUUUCGUAUAUAAAUCACCGACAUUUAAGUUAUAGGCACAUUUCAAACUGAUUUGCAAACGUGAUCAAUAUGAAUUCGCUGAAGAUUUUCUGUUUUAUAGCUUUAGUAUUAGCCACCACUAAUGCUUCACCCAAGCAUGGCCAAAACAAGGAUAACGCGUAUAGCCUAAAACCCACCGAUUGGUUGUCGACCACUGAAUUAGAAUCGAUGCCAUCAGUGGAGGAUAUCACCCUGCAACAGUUGGAGAACAUGUCAAUGGAAGAUGCUGAGCGAAAUAUUGAGAAGAUAUAUCAUUUGUCGCAAAUUAAUCAUGCUCUAGAACCGUCAUUUGUUCCAAGCCCCAGUAAUGUACCGGUUAUCUUGAUGAAACCCAAUGGACAGCCCGAGCGCACCAAUCUCAAUGAACUAGUCCAGACUGCCAAGCAACAACCCAACUUUGGCGAUGAGGAAGUCACCAUUUUCAUCACUGGUUUGCCACAGUCGAGCCCUUCUGUUGCAAAGGCGAACAAAAAGUUAAUCCAGGCUUACAUGCAACGCUAUAACGGACAGCGUCAACCAAUCAGCAAUAACCAGGACUAUGACUACGGCAACAAUAAGGACAAUCAAGGUGCCACUUCAAGUGAAGAGGACUAUAGUGAAUCGUGGAAAAACCCGAAACCCACAAACGGCAAUUUUGUCAUCAUCAGCUUGGGUUCCACACUCACCAACAUGAAGCGUUUGGCUCUUAUUGAUGUGGAACAAACCGGUAACAUGAUCGGUAAAGCUCUCGUCGAACUGACCAACGAAUGUGAUGUACCUCAAGAGAUCAUUCAUAUUGUUGGACAAGGUGUUGGUGCACAAGUUGCCGGUGCCGCUGGACGUCAAUACAAACGUUUGACAGGUCAUCAACUGCGUCGCAUCACCGCUUUGGACCCUGCCAAGAUGUUCGCUAACGAAAAGUAUUUACUAUCUGGCUUGGCCCGUGGUGAUGCUGAUUUCGUUGAUGCCAUCCAUACUUCGACUUGUGGAAUGGGUACACGCCAACGCGUGGGUGAUGUCGACUUCUACGUCAACGGUCCAGCCUCUACUGCUCCAGGCGCUACCAAUGUAAUUGAAGCAACCAUGCGUGCAACUCGUUACUUCGCCGAAUCUGUACGCCCAGGUAAUGAACGUAACUUCCCUGCUGUCGCCGCCAACUCUAUGGACCAAUACGAAAAUAACGAUGGCUCUGGCAAACGCGCUUACAUGGGUAUCGCUACCGAUUUCGAUUUGGAGGGUGAUUAUAUUCUGACGGUCAAUCCAAAGAGUCCUUUCGGCAAGAGCACUCCUGCGCAAAAGCAAAGCACUUAUCAUGCUCAACACCAGUCGUGGAAGAGAGCUAAAAACCAGAACCAUAACUAGUAGGCUAAUAAUUUAGCAACUGGGGUCUCCCAUCGAAGAUUAGAAUGACAAUUUACUUUUUAACUACUAAUUUUUGUACCUUUAUGAACUUUCAUUAAAAAUAAACUAAGCAAUUUGCAUGUAAAAAUAAGCUUGUAAAAGCAAAGUUCGUUAAUUUAAA
This is a messenger RNA of Bactrocera oleae (olive fruit fly), 2019 nucleotides long. Its product is annotated as vitellogenin-1. Lineage: Eukaryota; Metazoa; Arthropoda; Insecta; Diptera; Tephritidae. Gene Ontology annotation, molecular function: lipase activity. Gene Ontology annotation, biological process: lipid catabolic process. The record is from RefSeq and is a predicted model, not a curated record.